UUAGCAUAGAAAACGUUUAUUAACGAAUCAAUCUGUUUGCAAAAGAUGUCUAUAAGUAUAAUACUAUAAUAGAUUAGAUGUUUAGUUGCAGAAUCAUGAGAAUGUCAGAGACAGAGAUAAGCAGAGUAGCUUUGGAUGAAACAUUUCUUUUACUGUCUUCAGAAAUGAAAGAAUUGUAUCCAUCAGUAGAAGUACUGGAUGAACCACCUGAUCCCUUGACAUUUUACAGAAAAUAUGUUUCACAGAAUAGGCCGGUUCUUAUCAAAAAUGUUUUCAAUCAUUGGCCUGCUUUAAACAAUUGGUCAGAGAAAUAUUUUAGGGAAAAGAUUGGUCAAACACAAGUGACGGUUGCAGUCACGCCUAAUGGGUACGCAGAUGCCAUCAGUGAUGGAAAGUUUGUCAUGCCGGAGGAGAGGAGGAUGGAGAUGUCACAGUUCCUUGACAUUUUGUUUAACACAGACCAGACCAACAAGCCCUCUGGUGUUUUCUAUAUACAAAAACAGAACUCCAACCUACAUGAUGAGUUUGCUGAGCUGAUGAAGGAUGUGGACUCUCAUAUUGACUGGGGAAGUCAGGCCUUUGGAGCCAAGCCAGACGCAGUUAACUUUUGGAUGGGAGAUAGAAAUGCAGUUACUUCAAUGCACAGAGAUCAUUAUGAGAACCUGUACUGUGUGCUGUCAGGGGAGAAAAUUUUCACUCUUCUAGCACCUACUGAUCUCCCUUUCAUACCUUAUGAGAGCUGCUCAUCUGCUGUUUACAGAGAGACAACUGAAGGCCAUUUUGAGAUUGUUGACAUUGAGGAUUGCCAUGAAGAUCACAAGGUCCAGUGGAUAGCCAUUGACCCAUUAAGACCAGACUUGAAAAAGUACCCUCAGUAUGCACAGGCACGGCCAUUAACUGUGUCAGUGAAGGCAGGAGAAACUCUGUAUUUGCCAUCUCUGUGGUUCCACCAUGUUCAGCAAUCUCAUGGCUGUAUUGCAGUGAACUAUUGGUAUGACAUGGACUUUGACAUCAAGUGGGCUUAUUACAAGUUUCUAGAAAAACUGUCCUCAGCUUCAUGACAUCACCUGACAUCAAGUAUUCUCAAAGUGUUUGUUGAUCCCUAGCUUUAUUGUCAAUCAAGAACAUUCAAGAACUUGCCAGUAAUAAGGCUGAACAUUUCAUCCUCUGUGUAUCUUAUCUUAUAAUGUUCAGGUAGCUUAAGGAUAAAGAUAUUUUAAAAGUAUUUUAUUCUUAUCUUAAAUUCCAUUUCCUAAUUUAAUCUCACACUUUCCUCAUGGGUGGAAAAAGAAAUUCAAAUUAAAAAAUUAAAUAAUUUAUUUCUAGCUCAAAUUUCACUUUUAGCAGUAUGGCUGGUUAGCUCAGUUGAUACAGCAUCUCAACAAUAAGUUGAAUAUUGUGGCCAAUUUUUGUUUUCAGUUACAAAUAAAAUGGGGAUGUUAGUUGACCAUAUUAUUUGAACAUCAAGUAGGGAUUGUUUUUUAAUUUUCUAAAAUAAAUUUAGAUUUCUUGUUUAUGAUUUAGUAUUUGAUGUAAUUUUACCAUCAAGUAUAUAGAUUUCUUGUUUAUGAUUUAGUAUUUGAUGUAAUUUUACUAAUUUUGAUGUUAAAUAGACAAAUCUAGUACAAUACCAAUACAAUCUGGUCAACUUAAGAAUGACUACACACCAUUUGAUGUGUAACAACUUAGUUGCUUGGAAAAUCUUUUUGUCUUUGAACAGGACUGUAUGAGCAUGUUACCCCAUAUUGCCAUAGUUUCAUGCCAUCAUAAAAAAAUAUUAUUUUCUGAAUAGCUUUAAUAUAUCACAACUUCUAUGCAUAUAGCAUGCUCAGAGCAGCUAUGUUUCAAUCUCAUUUGUGGAAAAGUGGGUUGGGGAGGGGUAUUUGGAAGAAAGUUAUCCGUGCUGCCUUUCGGGGUUCAGUAAAUACAACUCUGCUUGAGUCGGGUGUCGAAUCUUGGGCCCCAUUGAAUGGUUCAAAGUUCAAGUGUACAUAGGCUCUUGGCAACACAUCCCUUUUUUCUAGACGAAAUGUUUGUAAUGGUUCCCUGACAUCUCAUUCUACAAGACAUUUCAUCAUUGCAACAUUUCAUCACCGCAAUAAGUACAUGUAGGUGUAAUUAAGUAAUUAACAUACUGAGCAAGUUAACCCUAACCCUAAAUGGUGAAUUGCUAUAAUGAUGAAAUGUCUCGUAUGAUGAGGUGUCUGGUCACCGUUUGUAGUAGCCUUUUUUUUUUUUCAAUUUUAUUAUUUAUAUAGUAUCAAAUUUGUUCUCUGAUUCACAGUGAUCACACAAUUUGUAUUGAUUUUUAGAAAGUGAUAAUGGCUGACAAAAUUUUUAUAUACAUCAAUUUUUUUUAAUGCUUUAGAAUUCUCUUCAGUGGGUUGUAGAUAGGUGCACAUAAUGUUUUAUUUCUAUUUAGUAGCCAAUCUACAACUUUUCUUAUUAGAUUCCUAAGCAGUCACCAAAUAUUUUCUUCCAUCUGUGUUGAACGCAAUACACACACACACAAAAUAAUAAUAAAAUUGAGUUACAAAAUG
Molecule: messenger RNA, 2540 nt
Organism: Biomphalaria glabrata
Lineage: Eukaryota; Metazoa; Mollusca; Gastropoda; Planorbidae
Product: bifunctional peptidase and (3S)-lysyl hydroxylase Jmjd7-like
Exons: 8
Coding region: 78-1061 (327 amino acids)
Molecular function (GO): 2-oxoglutarate-dependent dioxygenase activity
Source: RefSeq, a predicted model, not a curated record